Molecule: messenger RNA, 4170 nt
Organism: Iphiclides podalirius (scarce swallowtail)
Lineage: Eukaryota; Metazoa; Arthropoda; Insecta; Lepidoptera; Papilionidae
Source: the annotation of a GenBank genome assembly
AUGUACUCAACGGCACCGCUUCCAGAUGAGGAGCAGUACAGCUACACGAACUACGCAAUGGAGACGCCAACGCCCACCACGCCGGGCGACUGCAUCCCGGGCAUAUUCCAGCAGCUGGACUCGCUGGCGACCUGCGUCGACUCCGACUUCGACGAGAGCCUCGCCGUGCCCGAGUCCCUGUCCGUGAUAGACGCGGACAAAACCGGCAACCGGGAGGAGACGGACGCCAGCGCACCGCAAGCAAGCGUACCUUUCAAGGCCAUACACAACCCACCGAUAAAGUUCAACUCGGUGCACAGGAAAGUGUUCAUACCGGCCGUCGAGAUAAAGGUCAGAUUCGUCGAGAACGAGAGGAGCGUCACCACUCAUCUGCUCAAUCCGAAUCUAUACACUAUACUCCUGCAGCACGGCGACUUCAAAUGGACGAUCAAAAAGAGAUACAAACAUAUAUUGUACCUUCACCAACAGCUGACACUGUACCGGGCGUCGCUGAACAUACCGUUCCCUACCAAAACGCACAAGUCCCGAAGGGCGAGUUUCAAAAACACGCUCAACACGGAGGAGAAGGCGGAGAAGAUCGCUUUGGAGGCCGUGCCCAGGAGCAAUUCGAAGCGGCGGGAGGGCAGGCCUAGGAAGAGGAAAGGCGCGUUGCCAAGAUUCCCAAAGAAACCCGAGGUCAUGAUUACAUACGAGGGCAUACAACUGAGGAUGAAACAACUUGAGGAGUACCUUUACAACUUGCUCAACAUAUCGAUAUACAGAAACCACCACGAAACGGUGAAGUUCCUGGAGGUGUCGACGGUCUCCUUCAUAUCGGAGCUGGGCUCCAAGGGCAAGGAGGGCAUGAUCCAGAAGCGCACAGGAUCCACGCAGCCCGGCCAGGCCGGCUGCAACUGCUUCGGGCUCCUCGGCAACAUGGUCUGCGUCAGGUGCCACUAUUGCUGCACCGGGCUGGUGUGCGCCAAGUGGCAGGAGCGGUGGCUCUUCGUGAAGGACACCUUCUUCGGCUACAUCAGGCCCAGCGAUGGGGUCAUCAAGGCCGUCAUGCUCUUCGACCAGGGGUUCGAGGUGUCGAGCGGUAUGUACUCGACGGGGCUGAACCACGGGCUGCAGAUACUGAACCAGAGCCGUCAGAUGGUGAUCAAAUGCUGGACGAAGCGGAAGAGCAAAGAGUGGAUGACCUACCUCAAGACUGUGGCGAACCAAUCAGCGCGCGCGUUCACGCAGCCGAACGUGCACCAGUCGUUCGCGGGCGCGCGCGCCGGCGCCCGCGUGCUGCCGCUGGUGGACGGCGCGGCCUACCUGGCGGCGGUCGCCGACGCGAUGGAGCUCGCGCGCGAGGAGAUCUUCGUGGCGGACUGGUGGCUCAGCCCCGAGCUCUACAUGAAGCGGCCCGCCCUCGACGGCGACUACUGGCGGCUGGACUGCAUACUCAGGCGGAAGGCGGCUCAAGGUGUGAAGGUGUUCGUGAUGCUGUACAAGGAAGUAGAGAUGGCGCUGGGCAUCAACAGCUACUACAGCAAGUACAUAUUAACGAGGAAAAGUGAAAAUAUUAAAGUGAUGCGGCACCCUGACCACGCGAAGGCGGGCGUGCUGUUCUGGGCGCACCACGAGAAGAUCGUGUGCGUGGACCAGACCGUGGCUUUCGUGGGGGGCAUCGACCUCUGCUACGGCCGCUGGGACGACCACAGGCACAGGCUGACGGACCUGGGCAACAUCGCGCAGCCGAAGAGCUCGAUCCGCAGCAAGAAGAAGACGUCCAGCUCGCCCGGGGGCGGGCUGCGGCUGGCGGGGGACGCGCCCGCCGCGGCGCUGCAACUCGCCAGGGCCUCCAGGGACGUGGUGCUGGGCAUCGACGAACCGCUGCAGAACGGCAUCAGCGAGCCGCGGGAAGGGGAGCAGCCCGAAACGGAGAACGUACCGGACGAGGGUAUACCGGUGCUGGAGCCAGGGGACAAGCUGCUGAUAGCCUCUGCCAAGCAGACCGAGGAGUCGUUAGAAACGCCCGAGAACCAGAAGAGGAAUGUGCUGAACAAACUGACAGACAGGGGGAAGGACAUUAUCAGCAUGAUAUACCCCCCGUUCGAGGAGGACAGGAACGAACAGAAGUUCGACGACUCGGAGAGGAAGAAGGCGGAGAAGUACGCGCUGUCGAACAGCCAAGUCAUGUUGACGGACGCCCUCGGGGUGAAGAGCCACUCGGCACAACCCACCCCCACCCCCACCCCGCUGGCCCAGGUGGUGGAGGGGAGGGUGGUGGCGGAGAGCACGAGGCAGCCGCGGGGGGUGGAGGGCAACUCGAAGCUGUGGAUCGGCAAGGACUACACUAACUUCAUUGUGAAGGACUUCAAUAAUCUGGACCUGCCUUUUGUGGACCUGGUGGACCGGCACACGACGCCGCGCAUGCCGUGGCACGACGUGGGCGUGCUGGUGCAGGGCGCCGCGGCCAGGGACGUGGCGAGGCACUUCGUGCAGCGCUGGAACGCCAUCAAGCUGGAGAAGUACAGACAGAACACAAACUACCCUUACCUGCUGCCGAAGACCUACAACGAAAUAAAGCCUCUCCAGGACUUGGAAGAAACACUCAAUCUCGAUAUUCAGACCGCUUCGUGUCAGGUGCUACGCAGCGCGUCCGGCUGGUCGUGCGGCUUCCUCGACCCCGACACGGUGGAGCAGAGCAUCCACGAGGCGUACGUGGACGCCAUCACGCGCGCCCAGCACUACGUCUACAUCGAGAACCAGUUCUUCAUCACGCUCUCUAGGACCAACGUCACCGUCAGGAACCAGAUCGGCGAGGCGCUGUUCAACCGCGUGGUGCGCGCGCACAAGGCGGGCGAGCGGUUCCGCGUGUUCGUGGUGAUGCCGCUGCUGCCCGCCUUCGAGGGCGAGGUGGGCGCCCCGUCCGGCACCUCGCUGCACGCCGUCACGCACUGGAACUACCAGAGCAUCUGCAGGAGCCGCGAGGCGAUCCUCACCCGCCUGUACGAGGCCGGUGUUCCGGACCCCGGCGAGUACAUCACCUUCCACGGCCUGAGGACGCACUCGCUGCUGGACGGCGAGCCUGUCACCGAGCUGAUCUACGUGCACUCGAAGCUGCUGAUCGUGGACGACAAGACUGUCAUCUGCGGCAGCGCCAACAUCAACGACCGCUCCAUGCUGGGCAAGCGGGACUCGGAAAUCGCCGUGCUCAUCCAGGACGAGCAAUUCGACGAAGGCACAAUGGACGGCAGGCCGUUCCCCAGCGGAAGGGUGGCUGGAGCGCUGCGGAGGCGGCUAUUCGCGGAGCACCUGGGGCUGAUGGAGGCGCCCCCCGGAGCGCCCAGCAUCGAGGACCCCUGCAGCGGCGCCUUCUACCGGGGCCUGUGGAAGGCCACCUCAGCCACCAACACGGCCGUCUACGAGGAGGUGUUCCACUCAAUACCUACCGACUCGGUGCACAGUUUCGCCGAACUGAAGAAAUACCAAGAGGAGCACAGUGAAACCCUGUGGCGAAGCGAUCCCGCCUUGGCCAACAGGAAAAUCGACCUCAUCCAAGGCUACCUGGUCGAUUUUCCGCUGAAUUUCCUGUGCAACGAGGUGCUCACGCCAAGGAACACCUCGAUGGAGGCGCGACCGCAGCGCCCGUGCCGGCUGCGGCUCCGCGCGCAAACACGCGACAAAACACUCGUGCGCUCAAAGAUGGCGGAUGGGUCGCCCGAACGCCGCGCCGCCCGGACUCAAUCGGACGAUUUAACUUUUUCCGCGGCCGAUCACUCGCAUGGUGACAUAAAAAAGUGCCGUGGACAAACCCCGGACGGCGGUAGGUUGGUGUUGUCGUUCUACAAGGAACUGGAGACGAGUGAUUCGAGUGAGGAAAGUGCUUCGAGCGGCGUGGUCGCUAGCGAUGCCGCGGUGCCAGGCGCUACGGAUUCCCGAAAAUCGCCUCGCACCAACACCGUAGUCGGUGACGACAGGAAGAAGCGAUGCAUCGACAGAUACGACAGCUCCGAGUCUUCUGACAGUGAAACUGGCUUCGGGGUAAAAGAGAGGAGUAUGUGGCGGCAGAAGCUGUUGCGAACCUUGACCGUGGGGCAGAGGGAGGAGGGUGGGAGGAACCCCGGGUGCCGCCAAGCCGCGGAUGCGAUAAAUAUUAACACACGAAGGUGGUCUACUGCUCUGAAUAUGCGAGCU